Budorcas taxicolor (takin) is the source of this 4887-nucleotide messenger RNA. RefSeq names its product blood vessel epicardial substance (gene POPDC1). The coding region runs from base 162 to 1244 and encodes 360 amino acids. NCBI's taxonomy places the organism in Eukaryota, Metazoa, Chordata, Mammalia, Artiodactyla, Bovidae. Gene Ontology annotation, cellular component: sarcolemma. The transcript is spliced from 8 exons. Gene Ontology annotation, molecular function: cAMP binding. The record is from RefSeq and is a predicted model, not a curated record.
GCACCGGAGGAGCAGCAUCUCAACCCGGGAUCGGCUGAGGUUUUCGCGUCGCGCGCCCGUCGGGUGGCCAAGUCUGUGUCCCCCUCAGCCGCCGCUGCUGCCCCAAACUUUGGCCAGCGCCGGCCGGGCUCCGCGCCAGGGACGAGCCAGGAAUUUUCAAGAUGAAUUAUACCAUGUCUAGCCCACUGGCAGAAGCAACUGCAGUAGGUUUUACGCCUGAGUUAGAAAGAAUCCUACCUGUGCCUUCCAAUGAGACCACUUGUGAAAACUGGAGAGAGAUACAUCAUCUAGUUUUUCAUAUAGCAAAUAUUUUUUUCGCAAUUGGAUUGGUUAUUCCAACUACACUUCACCUUCAUAUGAUACUUCUUAGGGGGCUGUUAGCUGUAGGAUGUGCCCUUUAUGUCGUCUGGGCCACUCUCUACCGAUGUGCCUUGGAUAUCAUGAUCUGGAACUCGGUGUUCCUGGGGAUCAACAUUCUGCAUCUUUCAUAUCUUUUGUACAAGAAAAGACCGGUAAAGAUCGAAAAGGAACUCAAAAGCAUCUACCGGCGAUUGUUUGAACCCCUCCGUGUGUCUCCAGAUUUGUUCAGAAGAUUAACUGGACAGUUUUGCAUGAUCCAAACGUUGAAAAAGGGUGAAAGCUAUGCUGUAGAGGAGCUAACCUCAGUUGACGACCGUCUGAGUAUUCUCCUGAAAGGAAAAAUGAAGGUUUCCUAUCGAGGACAUUUUCUGCAUAACAUUUACCCCUGUGCCUUUAUAGAUUCUCCUGAAUUUAGAUCAACCCAGAUGCACAAAGGUGAAAAAUUCCAGGUCACCAUUAUUGCAGAUGAUAAUUGCAGAUUUUUAUGCUGGUCAAGAGAAAGAUUAACUUACUUUCUGGAAUCAGAGCCUUUUCUGUAUGAAAUAUUUAGGUAUCUAAUAGGAAAAGACAUUACAAACAAGCUCUACUCAUUGAAUGAUCCCACCUUAAACGAUAAAAAGAUCAAAAAGUUGGACCACCAGCUCAGCCUUUGCACUCAGUUGUCCAUGCUAGAAAUGAGGAACAGUAUAGUCAGCUCCAGCGAAGACGAAGACGGCUUACACCAGUUUCUUCGGGGCACCUCCAGUGUAUCCUCUCUUCAUGUACCAUCCCCACACCAGCGAGCCUCGGCUAGGAUGAAACCGAUAGAAGAAGGGGUGGAAGAUGAUGACGAGGUCUUUGAACCUGCGCCUUCAAAUAUAUUUAAAGUUCGUCAGUGGCCUUGAUCCCAAGAGAGGAUUCAAGUUACCAAGAGGGAAACUGUCUUGGAGAGAUCCUGAAAAAUACCAGCACUUUUUCACGGCUUUUAGAUUUUUUUCUGCUUUCAUACACCCAGCUUUGUAGAGUCUGAGGGCAGGAAAGUGAGGGAAAUUAAAAAAUGGGAAGGUUACCUUCACUUUUACUGGUCAGCUUUCAGUUUCACUGAGCCUUCUGACUAAAAUGUGUGCUAUUUUUGAAAGAGACAUUUUCACAGUGUUUUAUAGAUAUAUUAUCAUUUAAAUUUAAAAAAAAUCUUAGUGCUUUGUCAUUUCAAAUGCCUUCACUUAUCUUUCCAAGUUGUUGUUCGCUUUCAUCAGAGAGUUUAUUCUCUGCUGUGGCAAUGGGGUUGUCCAUUUGAUUGAGGUGGAGGGAAUGUUUAAAAAAAACAACAACAACAGGGAAUCUCAGGCUUUGCUCAAUGGAUUUUCUGGCUGGAAAAUUUUAAAGAAAGAUGUGGUGCGACUCAUGUAUAUUUUUCUCUCAGACCAGAUACAUCAUUCUACUAGAACAUCUCACAUCUGUGGACCCUGUAUGGAUAGGUUGAUAACGGACAAAGUUCAUCAGACUUUACUCACAUUACCCUGAUACUACACUGUUUGAAAGUUGGGAUGAACCCUAGACCUGGAAAGGUAACAGUGGAAGCAGUUCUGAGCUCAGGGUCACCCUUUGGCUAAACCAGCUCAGCUGUGAUGUUGAGCCAUCUUGCCCCAUGCUCUGAAGCACAUUACUGCAGAGUCAAGUGGCCAAAGAAGCGCCGCAGAAUGACGAGGCUGACACAGCCACUGCACUCUCUGGCUGCUCCUCUGACGUUCAGAUGGUUCCUCCAGGGGCACAGAUAGCUCCUUACUGUGUGUGUGUCAGACACCAGAUGCCAGGGCUGCAAACGGAGACACAGCUGUGAGGCAGACGAUCCACCACAAGCUCUGCCGUGAUCACCCAGCCUAGAGAGUGCUGUGAGGACCUUGAUUCUAGAUCUCUCUUUUCCACCAGUUGUGAUUCUAGACACGGUGGUACUUGGGAAAUUUGCAUAAAUCAUCAAGUGGGUCAGUGUGACUGUGGCCCUUCACAGGCCACCCAUUUGGGGGGAGCCCUUGGGCUUCCCUGGUGGCUCAGACAGUAAAGCGUCUGCCUGCAAUGCAAGAGACCCGGGUUCGAUUCCUGGGUCGGGAAGAUCCCCUGGAGAAGGAAAUAGCAAUCCACUCCAGCACUCUUGCCUGGAAAAUCCCAUGGAUAGAGGAGCCUGACAGGCUACAGUCUAUGGGGUCGCAAAGAGUCGGACAGGACUGAGCGACUUCACUUCACUUCCCCUGAAUGGCUGUGCUCCAUCAUGCCCCACUACCUUUAUUUUGUGUACUCCGACUCUGAGUUAGUCCCAUUAUGCUAAAUAACAAGAAAAGUUCCAUAAGAAAUUAUUUUCAGGUGAGCUGAGCCAAAAGCAUCUUUUGCCAAGAGGUGAUUUCCAUGAGAGAAGAUAUAAAAAUUAAGUACUCCAAGGUCACUCCAUUUUCCUAAACUCAUUUUUUAAAGCCAGUUAUUUUAGUAAUUUCAAUUGAGUCAAAUUUACAUGCUUGAUCACUCACUGAGAAAAAUUCCACAGACUGGGUAUCCAGCUCCUAACACAUUCAUCAAAUGAAUAGCUUGUAAACCUCACCAUAGAAAGGCUGAUUUCACUUUCUGCUGUAGUGGUCUCUUCUGUUUGCUAAAUUAAGAUUUUAUUUUGGGGAAAUGAAACAAAGGUGAGUGAAUGACUUUACCUUGACUUUAAGACUUCAGAAACAGCAGACUGAACUCUCUCUUUCAGUGCCUGAAUCAAGGGUAUGAAGUAAUGGUGUUAAUACCACUUUAACUACUGAAGUGACGCUAUGUAGGCCAUUGAGUUUAUACAUGCAUAGGACUAAUUUAUAAAAUCGUUCAACAGAGUAAUUAGAUAUUACAUCCUUGUCUAAGUAGAAAGCAAUUUUAGAUUCUACAAAAGCCAUGUUUGUAAUGUUCUGUGAGUCCACAGAACCUUGAGAUUUUCUUACCCUGACCCAUUUUCAGAUGCGUCUCACUUAAUCAACCUUAGACAGCAGAGGGGAGCAUCUCUAAUGAUCAACCUGGAUGUGUUUAGAGGUUAUUUUCUGUAGUGUUGGAAAAGCACACUGUUUAAAAGCACACUGCUAAAAUUAGGUGAUAUGAAGUCAUUUACUUUUUUAAUGUGUUUGUGUGUGUCAGUGCCAUCGAUAAUGAAGAUUAUAAUCUCAAGAUUAGGAAUCUUCAAAGAGCCACUUAUCUUGAAUAGGAAACAUAGAACUAUCUGUAAAUACAUCCCUCUAAGGAUGACAGUGAAGGAGCCAAAGCCAUUGAGUAGUCCUCCCAUUAGACUUGACAGCAACGAAGCAGAUAAGAAAACAUAAAAGAUCUCUUAUGGAUGAUUUUUACAGAUUCAUGGACACCAGUGUAUCUUUGUAUAACAUGUAGAUAAAAAACACAUUUGGUGCCAAAGUGACCAAUAAAAUGCUUCCUGUGUUUCUUGGCCUUCACUUAGCUGUGUGACCAAGGUCCAGAAAAUGGCCUACAAAAAUUACUCUAUUUAUCACCCCAAAUCCACUAUGUUGAAAUGUAACUUCAAGUUCCUUGUAUGAAGCUGGAGUCAACAUUUAUACCAGAAUGUGUGGCAUUUAUAUUCUGCAAGCUCUCAUAAGUGUUGUAUUUAUAAAAUAAUAGCACAAACCCUAUGAUGUUUAUAGAUUUAAAUUAGCAAUAAUGGGUGCUAUAUAAUUAUUUUUCAGUUACCUCCUUGGCUUCCUGGGAUCUUUUCUGUUUCUCCCUGUGGUUCACUUCACUUUAAUCAUUUUGUGCCUUUGUGCUUUGCUCCCAACAAUGUGUUUUGCCCACUGGGAGACACCACCUUCUUCGCAUCUGGUUCUCCUUCCACACGCCUGAAGUUUUUCUGAUUUUGUAACUUGGAGCUGCUGAUUCUUGCUUCCCAGGUCCUAUCGUGGCCUCAAAGGCAGAGUCACUUAGAUGCUAGAAAAAAUAUUUGGUAGAGAAAUUUAUGUAACUACACACUUAGCUCUGCCCGUGGUGCAGCCAGGUGACGACCUUGCCCUCUGGUGUGGAUUUAAUGCUAGCGUGUGUGGCACCCAGUCGAGCCCUUGGGCAUGCUGGUUGGUCCAGACCCUGGGGUGCAGCUCCAAGGAUUCACUGUUAUUGUUUUUUAAAUCCAUUUUCCUGGUCAUGUGUAAAGCUGCUCUGCAGAAACCACUGACUCUGCCAUAUUUCCCCUCCCUUCCCUCUUUCCUAACCUGGUUUCACAACCUUUUUCUAAUUAUGCCCAACUAGAGUGAUUAGAAAUUCCCACCCACUCAAUUCCAGUUCUCCAUGUGAAGGGAUAGGACUGUGCGGGGAACUCAAGGUUAUUCCACACUCAUGACACAUCUCACUGACACUCUGAUCAUUACAGGACCCCCCAUGACAUAUUGUAGGGGAAGUUUAAGAAACCCACUUUAAGCACUAUUUACAGAUUUUACUAAUAUACCUACAACCUAGUUUUAAAGUACCUGAGAAUUUUGUGAAUGCUUUAUACAGACAUAGUAUUUAUAGGAAUUGCAUUCUUUCUGCUUUUAA